Cordyceps militaris CM01 is the source of this 291-nucleotide messenger RNA. RefSeq lists its product as uncharacterized. Lineage: Eukaryota; Fungi; Ascomycota; Sordariomycetes; Hypocreales; Cordycipitaceae. The record is from RefSeq and is a predicted model, not a curated record. The transcript is spliced from 3 exons. Bases 1 to 291 code for a protein of 96 amino acids.
AUGAUCAUCUUGCCAAAUCCUCAGUGCCUAACAGCUGCUUCAUCUCGUCGUGAUGGCCUAUUUUUACCCUUAACCUCAACAGCCUUAAGAGCGCCGCAAGACGAUACGGGCGAUAUAGACGACGCGGGCGAUACGGGCGAUACGGGCGAUACGGGCGAUACGGGUGAUAUGGGCGAUACGAUAGGUGUUAUUAUCGCAGAUUCAGGGGCUAGAACAACGCAUCAACAAGUCAACCGCCGCCGCCACCGCCAGCUUCGCUCUAGCCGCCGGCUUCGAAUUUAUCAAUUCUAG